Molecule: messenger RNA, 923 nt
Organism: Punica granatum (pomegranate)
Lineage: Eukaryota; Viridiplantae; Streptophyta; Magnoliopsida; Myrtales; Lythraceae
Source: RefSeq, a predicted model, not a curated record
CUGGUGAUCCUGAUAUGGUUAAAUUUGAGGUCACAUGCCCUCCAAAUUCCAAAUGUGCUGUGGACCUACAGAUGCAUACAUGUUCUUGCAGGGAAUGGGACCUUAUUGGGAUCCCUUGUAUGCAUGCAGUUGCUUGCAUUGGCUUUAAUAAUCUGAAGCCUGAAGAUUUUGUGCAUCCAUGGUAUUCAAGGAGCACACAUGAGCAGCUCUAUGGUUUUUUCAUCAAACCGACUGCUGGUGAGGAAUAUUGGACAAAGUCAAAUGAGGACCCUGUCCAACCUCCAAAGUUAAAGAGGCCACCUGGUCGUCCCAAGAAGCAAAGGAAGAAAGGAGCAGAGGAACCAAAAGAUCCAUACAAGCUGAAAAGAAGCUUAGGUCCCAUAGUUUGUGGGAAGUGUGGAGGUAGUAAACACAACAUUAGGACUUGCAAAGGUCCUUCAAUUGCUUCAAGUUCAAAGAAAAAAGAGAAAAAUUCCUCAAGGAAAUCCAAUGUUGUGCCUAUUGGAACUAAUUCUACAGUUGCAUCGGCUGAUGGUACUAAUUCAACACAGGGGACUCCUCUGGUAGGUCGAGAUUUUCCACCUGAAAGGCCAAGUCCAUCAGCACAGGUAUAUAUUAAGUAGUAUUAUUUUUCUUAUAAGUAAACUUGCAAAUGAGUUUAUUAGCAUGAAAGAUUUCUAUUAUCCAGUUGAGGAAUGCUUCAAGUUCAGGAGUAACUGUUUCAAGUUCAGUAGUGCCAUCUCAAGUUGCAUCAAGUUCAUCUAUGUGGAGGUUUGGCUUUGGAGUAACACCAACUAUGGCAAUGCUAGAUAGACAAAGUGUUGUGAGGGGAGUGCCUGCAUUCAGGACCCCUCCUGUGAGGCCAUCGACUGUACCCCCGAACCAGCAAAUCAACAAAUCAGUACAAACUCAGUUCAUUUUCA